Messenger RNA from Poecilia latipinna (sailfin molly), 5104 nucleotides. RefSeq names its product phosphodiesterase 4A, cAMP-specific (gene pde4a). The coding region runs from base 1525 to 3360 and encodes 611 amino acids. The transcript has 10 exons. Gene Ontology annotation, molecular function: 3',5'-cyclic-nucleotide phosphodiesterase activity. Gene Ontology annotation, biological process: signal transduction. Lineage: Eukaryota; Metazoa; Chordata; Actinopteri; Cyprinodontiformes; Poeciliidae. The record is from RefSeq and is a predicted model, not a curated record.
UAAAAGAUUUUAUUUAUCAUCUUCAAUCCGGCUUGCAAUGAAAGAGCCGAAGACGAAAAAGAACAGAUGGGCGUAACUUAUAUGAUUUGCCCAGGGAUGUACAAUGCCUCUGGGGACACAGUCUUUGCGGAAACAUUUCAGUGAUUUUGCAGAAAGGAGCAGCACAAAUCCUCAACGCCAUGCCAACAUGGAGGUGCACACAUGAACGUUGGCUCUCUCUGUCUCUCACUCUUACUCACACCCUCGCUCACACACAUAUUUGACAGACGUACAUGCUGUCGUGUCGCACAUGCGCACUCAGCCUCCAACAGGGAGGCAGCUGCAGAAACACACACACACACGCAUACACGCAUGCACGCGCCUGCAGCCACUGCCUGAUUAGCUUGCGAGUGCUGUCUACAGCAUCCAGGGAAAUGGCGAAAGAGGCAGAGAGCACUGGAGAACGAAUGGCAGCCUAAAGCAGCAGGAUUAGACCUCUGGCAUUUUGGGGCAGCUGAGGCAUGGACUGACUCGGAGCAGAAGACUGGGUUGCGCUGCUGUCGGGAGGCGAGCCGAUUGCCCGUGCACAGGCAGUGUGCAGUUGAGGUUUGGAGAGAGGCGACUCAGACGGGCUGUUGCACCGGUAGUACUGGGCCGGGCCUUUGGAUCUGUACCGUUUGGGAGGGGCAGGCGACGCAAGGAAAAGGAGACUUGUUUUUCCAGACCACUGUUUUGGUGGGAUUCUUCCACUGGAUCGUAUGCUUGGAGGCCUGCCUGCUCGCGUCCCUCUCUGUUUCUUCCAGUCUGUCUCUGUCUCAUUCACUGUGUUCUUGUUUUCCUCUUGCCAUCAUCUGCAUCCCUCUCCUUCUCGAUGCUCCACUUGCCAUCCAAGUUCCCUUCACCGCCGCUGUUCGAGAUCACAAACGUCACUCUCCCUGUUUUCCUCACCUCUGCCAUCUAACUCUUUUUAUUACUGUUUGUCUAGAGAACCAGCUCUUGUGGUGUUGCUUUUUGUUUACAUCCUUCUCAAAUAAACACAUCUUCUCCAUCAACUCCUCUCUGUGUCCUUCAGACGGUCUCGCAUUCCCCUCUCUUUCGCUCUGUCCUUACUCAUUCAGCACUCAUCUACCUUUUAUCCUGCGGUGACUGUAGAUUUGGGUCAGCCUGCUCAGGAAAUGGGAUAAGAUGUAGUCUCCACUGCAGCCAGAUCCAGGGGGGGCUCCUGCUCUGCCCAUCAGGGGGAUCCUCAUCUCUGGAGCACACUGAGGCUGGAGUCUGACUCAGGACUGACUGGGUGCCCUGCUUUGGAGAACUGGAUGUAGACAAAGAAAAUCUGCACAGGCUGCCCCUACCCUCCACCCCUUCCCCAUUCCCCAUUUUGGGGCAGACGCCACUCUGGAGUGUCCCGGUUUGACUGGCUGUGGCCUCUCCCCACGGACCCUGACAACGCCCUCAUGCCACUGGGGCACCCGCAGUGCCCCUGGCCCAAUUCACUACCACACCUCAUACCUGUGCCAUAGGCCCAAACCCCCUGGUUCUCUCAACAUGGGUGUGGUAGAGGCCAUCGACCCGGCACCAUCUCAGUGCCCCUCACCUGUACCGGGGGGCUACAGGCUGCCCCGUUCCUCCAGCUACAGUCCUCUGCAGGGGAGGUCAGGGGCAGAGCUGGACCUCGGUGCAGCUGAUGGAGGUGUGAGGGAGGGAAGUGGGACAACGGCUGAACGUAGGACGCCAUUGGUGGAUCUGUUCUGCGAGACCUGCUCAAGGCCCUGGCUCAUCGGUUGGUGGGACCAGUUCAAGAGGAUGUUGAACAGGGAGCUGUCCCAUUUGUCAGAGAUGAGUCGCUCAGGGAACCAAGUGUCAGAAUACAUCUCCACCACCUUUUUAGAUAAGCAAAACGAAGUGGAAAUCCCAUCUCCGACUCUGAGGGAAAGAGAGAAGCCCAUGUGUCACAUCAGCGGUGUGAAGAAGCUCACGCACAGUUCCAGCCUUUCCAACUCCACCUUGCCUCGGUUUGGCGUGAAGACGGAGCACGAGGAAGCUUUAGCCAGGGAACUGGAUGACUUGAACAAGUGGGGCCUUAAUAUCUUUCGUGUGGCAGAGUUCUCCAAUAAUCGACCCCUAAGCUGCAUCAUGUUUGCCAUCUUCCAGGAAAGAGAUCUGUUAAAAACUUUUCGGAUCCCUGUGGAUACUUUUGUCACUUACGUGAUGACCCUGGAGGACCACUAUCACGCCAAUGUCGCCUACCACAACAGCCUUCAUGCUGCUGAUGUCACCCAGUCCACCCAUGUACUGCUAUCCACACCAGCUCUAGAUGCCGUAUUCACAGACCUGGAGAUAUUAGCAGCUUUAUUUGCUGCCGCCAUUCAUGAUGUAGACCAUCCAGGAGUGUCCAACCAAUUCCUCAUAAACACAAACUCAGAACUGGCCCUGAUGUAUAACGACGAGUCCGUUUUGGAGAACCACCACCUGGCUGUGGGGUUUAAGCUGCUCCAUGAGGAGAACUGUGACAUCUUCCAGAACCUCACCAAAAGGCAAAGACAGAGCCUGAGGAAACUUGUGAUUGAUAUGGUUUUGGCUACAGACAUGUCCAAACACAUGAGUUUGCUGGCAGACCUCAAGACGAUGGUGGAAACCAAGAAAGUGACGAGUUCUGGAGUUCUGAUGCUCGACCACUACACCGACAGAAUACAGGUACUGAGGAACAUGGUGCACUGUGCAGACCUGAGCAAUCCCACGAAGCCUCUGCAUGUGUAUCGGCAAUGGACGGAGAGAAUCAUGGAGGAGUUCUUCAGGCAGGGAGACAAGGAAAGGGAGCGAGGCAUGGAGAUCAGUCCCAUGUGCGACAAACACACCGCAUCUGUGGAAAAAAGUCAGGUGGGCUUCAUUGACUACAUUGUUCAUCCGCUAUGGGAGACGUGGGGAGACCUUGUGCAUCCCGACGCCCAGGAGAUCUUGGACACCCUUGAGGACAACAGGGACUGGUACCAGAGCACAAUCCCGCAAAGCCCAUCGCCGCCUCCUGUGUGUCAGGAAAAGGAGCUAAACAAAUGCAUCGACAAGUUUCAGUUUGAGCUCACCCUGGAAGAGAGCUCUCAGAAUGAGCAGGGACACGGGGACGACAAAACCACACCAAACCACGUGGCAGAAGACUGCAGUGACAUAGACAAGGACGAUGACAAUGAGGACAAGGAAGAUCUGAUGUCAGAGGAGAAGAAUGAGGACAUAAUAGAGGAAGAGGACGAAGUGGCAAUGGAGGAAGAGGAAGGAGAGGAAGAGCUGAAACCUCGGUUAGGUGAGGAGCCACAAAAGGAAAGACUUUAUGACACAAGUCCUGUAGAAGAAGAGGAAGAUUCUUCGUCGCAAGCUGAAGAUACAUGAGGUCUGCUCCUGUAUCUCCCUCCUAUCUUGCACACAUUAUGUUGUUGAUUCUUUAAAUGGACAAACAAAGAACAAAUAUGACUGCAAUGACAAUACAGACCUUUAAGUAUAUUUUUCAAAAAGGGAAUACAUUCAAAAUCGUUCAAAGAGAAGCUAAUUACACAGCAACUGUAGAUUUGGAGUGAUAAGUUCUAGGACUAAUUUCACUAGGAACUUAAGACUAAUGGGAAUCUAGAAGGCCAUUAUUGAUGGGCAAAGGAAGACAGUGUAGCACUCUGGUGACUGGAAUGCACAUAAAUAAACACACAUGAAAUCACACAAAAACAUCCACACAAAAAAUAAAACACAAUCAAAAGUAAGUCGUGUAGAGUACAACAAUGCAAUGUGCAUACAUGCAUGCAGCAAGCCAUGCAGUAUCAUUGCAUUUCGUAUGUACACCUAUUGAUUUAAAAAAAAAAAAAACACACAUAGACUUACACAGGCACCUACGUACACUCGACUGUAUGUUUGUAUGCGUGCAUUUACACAAGGAACAUUGAUCAGUGAUGAAUCUCUUUGGAAAAAGCCAUUCCUUAUUGGUUUAUUAACUCGUGUCUAAGUCAGUAUUAGUAAUUCAUGUCUGUUAGAAUCUCAAUAGAAACUGCUCUCUUCAGAGAAGCUUCGGUGACUUUUUUUUCCAUUUCUGUCGGAAAUAAAGCUUAAAAAAAAAAAGUCCGCAGAGUUGGAGAAAGAGAAGAGCGUAACGUGGAAGCGAAGAAAAGGAAGAUGCUGCGUUGAAGGGGGCCCGGAGAGGCCCCGUAUCCUUUUUCCCUUUACAAGGAGAGUGCUACUGGUGUAAGAUGGCUCUGUGCCUUUGUGAAACAUCAGCUUCCUCACUGAGGCUGUGGUGAAGCAAUGCAUUGUGGAACAGGAGAGUCUGAUUUUUGGAAUCAUUUUUGAUUGUCUCUUGUUCAAGAUCUCUCUUUACUGUUCAUGGUGUUGUGGUGUGUGACUCACACGUACAAGUUUCUGUGGUGACAUGUUUUCUUCAGCUGUAAGUCUUCCUUUAGUUGCUCUUCGGGUGUUAUGACAACUCAGAACUUUAGAUGCAGAGCAAUCACUAACACCCACCACUACCACCACUGGACUCUUUCCAGCUUAUAUAUUUAUUUCCUAUUAGACUGAUUUUAUUAUUAUUAUUAUUAUUAUUUUCUAAACUUUCAGAGAAUAAGCCAUGUGAUGCUUUGAAGCAUAUACAUUUUUGCCUAUUUUAUAUUUGAGAUUUUACUGAAUAUGUUAUAAAGGGAGAGAAAGUUUCAUCAGCAGAACAAAAGUUCAUUUGCUGUCUUCAUUCUUUUGUAUUUUUUUUUUGUCUCCUCAUACAUAGCGAUUCUCACCAAAGUUAAGGAAGACAAUAGACAAGCGUCAGUGGGUGAGUUGAAAUGAAGGAAAUCAGGGAGGCAGAAUGUCAGGGAAAAGGUCUGGCAGUCCCGAAUCAUCCUUUCUAUGUUUGAUGGUUUUUUGCCUUAACGUCAGAUGCAGGAUACAUACCUAUAAGUAUGUAGAUUUAAAGACAUAAUACAGAUAUCCUAGUAUAUUUAUAACACAUCUGUAAACUUAUUUCUGUGCUGGUGUGAAACAAUGUAUUUUGCAUUUUGGAGGGGGAAGUGGGAAACACUGCUGCCAGUUAUUUUUGUCGUGGCUGUGCUUGGAUCAACUAAAAGAAUGUGCUGUUUUUUGUUUUGUUUUUUUUUUAACAAACAAA